Messenger RNA from Hermetia illucens (black soldier fly), 695 nucleotides. RefSeq lists its product as uncharacterized. The transcript is spliced from 2 exons. Bases 312 to 650 code for a protein of 112 amino acids. Lineage: Eukaryota; Metazoa; Arthropoda; Insecta; Diptera; Stratiomyidae. The record is from RefSeq and is a predicted model, not a curated record.
CUCAGGUCUAAUGGUCGUUUGUCUUAUGUCCUUCCUGUUGUCUGCUUCGUUGACGCCGAAAAAGUAUAUUUAGGUGUUCUCUUUUCUUUCUAUUAAUCUGUUCCCUACCGAAAUCCUUAAUUUAAAAGCGUUUUUCUUAGUUUUUCACCCUCCUAAAUACAUAUACAAAUAUAUUCCUUAGUUUAUCAUAAUAAAUAUUUGUUUAUAUUUUAUUUCAAUUGUUUUUGUCGUUACACUAUUUAUUGUUGGUAAUAUGGAGGACUAGAUUAAUGGUGGAUACGUCGAGAUAUGUUCGAUUCUGAUUGGGAGGAAUGUUGGAGCUGUCGAGUUGCACAAGGCGAGUGAAAAUGGUCGACGUUGUUCAAACAAUUGAUUUUAAAACAGUGAGUGUUUGCAGAGCUGCGAAACGCCUUCGUAGCAGUCGUCCAAUCACCUUUACUGCUGCGCAGGAAUUCUGGAGAGUUCGAUACAUAAAAUGCCAAAGGAGCUCAGGAUCAGUGAAGGUGGCUUCCAAGACGUUAUCAAAAAAAGCUGAAGAUGCGCAAUUGGUAGAUCGGCCGUGUUCACGUUCUACACGAAAAGAUGAGGGCGAAACAGCUCCCACAAGUCUGCUGAAUGAUUCGUCUGUGCGUUUUUCACUGAGAGCAUGAUUGGCAACUUUCGUAAGCGUCUUCAUAAAUGUAUUGAGGAUAUAA